Messenger RNA from Paramecium tetraurelia, 648 nucleotides. RefSeq lists its product as uncharacterized. The transcript is spliced from 2 exons. Lineage: Eukaryota; Ciliophora; Oligohymenophorea; Peniculida; Parameciidae. The record is from RefSeq and is a predicted model, not a curated record.
AUGAAAAGUUCGUCACCAAAAAAUUAAAUAAUAAUAGAGAAAAGAGGGUUGAGUGAACAUGUCUAAGCUACAAGUAUCAACUCAGGAAGCAGAAAAUCGUCGAUUGUUGUUAAGGAUGGCAAUAAUUUAAAGGGAAAUCUAUAAAGUAUUUAAAAAUAAACAGAGAUAAAUAAUACUCAACUUAAGAAGGUUUCUAGUGCUGGAAAAUUACUGAUACCUAAAAAUGAUUAAUCAUAAUAAAAAUAAAAACGAUUUUCCUCAAAAGAAGGAGAUGGAUUAAAUGUAAUAAGAUCAGGUUAUUUAUACAAACAAAUAUCUCCAAAAGUAACAAUGUAAGAAGACAAAAUGAAUGUUGUAUUUGUUCAGGAACUCAAUAAAUAUUAAAUAAAUAAUGAACCAACUUCACCAAAAUCUCCAAAAUUAACAGAUGCUAAUUUAUUUAUGCAUGAAAUGUCAUAGAAUGGAUUUUAAUUGAAAGGACCUCAAUCACCAUCAUCUCAUGAUAUUCUCACAAAUGGAUAACUCAAAAAUAAGAUUCCCAAGAGUGUUUUAAGUCAUCAUCAAAAAUCUGAUACCAACAUCUGGAAGAGAAGAUAAAUGAAUAAAAAACGGAGCAAACAAUAUUAAAACACAGUCACCUACUAUUGA